Messenger RNA from Trichophyton rubrum CBS 118892, 650 nucleotides. RefSeq lists its product as uncharacterized. The transcript has 5 exons. Gene Ontology annotation, biological process: transmembrane transport; nucleobase transport. The record is from RefSeq and is a predicted model, not a curated record. Gene Ontology annotation, molecular function: nucleobase transmembrane transporter activity. NCBI's taxonomy places the organism in Eukaryota, Fungi, Ascomycota, Eurotiomycetes, Onygenales, Arthrodermataceae. The annotation marks the transcript as partial. Gene Ontology annotation, cellular component: plasma membrane.
AUGGUCGACUGGGCCAGUUUUAAGCGCAAGUUGGCGGUGCCGAUAGAUGAAGACCCGCUAUACGAAAACACGGUGUGGUGCAAUAGGGACCUUAUUCCAAUCCCUCUGGACAGACGAACCUGGGGAGUUUGGGGCUAUGCUGGUUACUGGAUGGUAUCCGGUUCAUGCAUAUCAGCAUGGACUAUAGGAAGCACUCUUUUGGCAUUCGGGCUAAGUCCCCAGCAGGCAAUUGGAUGCGUUGCUGUGGGCGGAAUAUUCACUGGCAUACUUGCUGUUGCAUGCGGAUGGAUGGGUGAGCGACAUCAUAUCGGCUUUCCGGUUGCCUCACGGUUCUCUUGGGGAAUGAGAGGAUCAUACUGUAGGUUUAAUUCGAUAGCUCCCUGUGAGUAUGCAUUUCGGACUCAUGAAUGGCAAAAGUUCCGGGGAGGCCAGGCAACCAGGGUGCUCGUGGGAGCAGUUAUCCCCGGUUUUGCGCAUAUGAAGAACUCAUUCUCCGAAGGCUCACACCUGCUCACCAAUGACUUUAUUGGCAUGGUCUUGUGGUAUCUUAUAUUCCUGCCUUUAUUGCUUAUUUCUCCUGAAAGACUCCAAAUACCGUUUGGUAUUUCGUUCGUCCUAUUCAGUUCAACAUGUAUCGGCAUCUUGGCUUG